UGCUGCUCCUGCCUGACGUGUACCGUGACUUGCUGGAGGAUUGCUUGAUUAUUUUGCUGAUAGUGUGAGGGUAAAAAUCAACGCUCGAAGCAGGUUCGACAUGGCAGAGGCAGGUAAUAGGUUUCCUACUGCUGUUCUCCAAAACUUCGGUGAUGAAUCUCCUACUGAAGUUAUGUGUGGCCGGGAUGUAAGCGAAGCCAAAGACCAGCCAAAAGCGAGCAAAGCCAGUUUGGUCAGUCAACCAAAAUUAAAGACUUGGGGGAAACCCUACAUGUGUGGUGAAUGUGGGUACAGCACAGGUCGGCAAUCUAAUUUAUCCAGACACAUGAGAACACACACAGGUGAAAAGCCCUACAAGUGUGACCAAUGUGACUAUUCUGCUGCACAGAAGUCAGCCUUGAACCAACAUCUAGCCAUGCACACUGGUGAAAAGCCUUACAUGUGUGGGGAAUGUGGGUACAGGGCAACUCGAAAGUGUGACUUAUCCAAACAUAUGAGAACUCAUACUGGUGAAAAACCCUACAAGUGUGACAAGUGUGAUUAUUCUGCUGCACAGAAAUCCACAUUGGACAGCCACCACCUUGCAACACACUCUGUUACGAAACCCUAUAUCUGUGGAGAGUGUGGAUACAGGACAGCUGAUAGGCGUCACCUAACCAGACAUGUAAAAAUCCAUACUGGUGAAAAACCAUACAAGUGUGACCAGUGUGAUUAUUCUGCAGUACUGAAACAUCAUUUGGACAUCCAUCUUGCAAAACACAUCGGCGACAAGCCCUUUAUGUGUGGGGAAUGUGGGUACAGGACAAAUCAAAAGUGUCACUUAUCCAACCACAUGAGAACCCACACUGGUGAAAAACCCUACAAGUGUGACCAGUGUGACUAUUCUGCAGCACAGAAAUGCUCCUUGGACGUACAUCUAGCAAAACACAGCGGUGAGAAACCGUACAUGUGCGGGGAGUGUGGGUACAGGACAGCUGACAAGCGUCACCUAAACAGACAUAUGAGAAUUCAUACCGGUGAAAAACCCUACAAAUGUGACCAGUGUGAUUAUUCUGCUGCACGGAAACAUCUUUUGGACAUUCAUUCCGCAAAGCACACCGGCGACAAACCCUACAUGUGUGGGGAAUGUGGGUACAGAACAACUCAAAAGUGUGAUUUAUCCAAACAUAUGAGAACCCAUACUGUUGAUAAACCCUACAAGUGUGCCCACUGUGACUAUUCUGCAGCACAGAAAUCCACAUUGGACAAUCAUCUAGCAAAACACAGCGGUGUGAAACCAUUUAUGUGCGGGAAGUGUGGGUACAGGACAGCGCAAAGGUCUAACUUAUCCCGACAUAUGAGAAUUCAUAACAGUUAGAAAAACCAUACUGUAACACCUGUGUUUUGCCGCUCCAAACAAAGUCUAUUUCUGCUGGCUUGAGGUUUAACAUAAAUAUUAUCAUUGUGAGUACAUGUUUUUAGCAGCUGUGAAAAAAAUAGUUUUUCAUGUACAGUAGCUAAACACACCACUUGAAAACAAUAGCUCGAAAUGUCUUAUCAUGAUAGGUGCACCUCACCUGAUAAUUUAGGGUAAGCAAGCAAUACAAAAAAGGUUUUAUCGAUUUUUUCUGAUACUUAAGUUUUAAGAAGAAUCUUUAUGCUGCUGUACAAUA
Molecule: messenger RNA, 1652 nt
Organism: Branchiostoma floridae (Florida lancelet)
Lineage: Eukaryota; Metazoa; Chordata; Leptocardii; Amphioxiformes; Branchiostomatidae
Product: gastrula zinc finger protein XlCGF57.1-like
Exons: 2
Coding region: 101-1357 (418 amino acids)
Biological process (GO): regulation of transcription by RNA polymerase II
Cellular component (GO): nucleus
Molecular function (GO): DNA-binding transcription factor activity, RNA polymerase II-specific; RNA polymerase II transcription regulatory region sequence-specific DNA binding
Source: RefSeq, a predicted model, not a curated record